Molecule: messenger RNA, 2749 nt
Organism: Trichoplusia ni (cabbage looper)
Lineage: Eukaryota; Metazoa; Arthropoda; Insecta; Lepidoptera; Noctuidae
Product: nuclear pore complex protein Nup93-like
Exons: 15
Coding region: 229-2694 (821 amino acids)
Biological process (GO): protein import into nucleus; poly(A)+ mRNA export from nucleus
Cellular component (GO): nuclear pore
Molecular function (GO): structural constituent of nuclear pore
Source: RefSeq, a predicted model, not a curated record
CUUGUCAAAGUCAGAGAAACUUCAAAUCAAACUGUCAAAAAAGCUUGUACCGGUCGCUAAAAGGCGGUAUUUAUUUACUGUUUUGGAUUAUUCAUAGUAAGAGUUUCAGUGAUUAUUCCAUGAUUAUUACACUCAAGAUUUAUUAUAUUCAAAUAGUGCAGUCGUCUUAAGUCAUUUUAGUGAAGUAUUGAUAUUACCAACGCUUGAUAACCUAACUGCACGAUCACGAUGGCAGACGACGACUUUAGUAAAUUACUGCAACAAGCGGAGCAGUUAACGACAGAAAUUGAAGGUAAUGAAGAGUUGCCGAGGGUCGAACGUUCCUUGGGACAAGUAUUAGAGGCAUCUCAAGAACUGUAUUCACGAGUUAUUCAGUCAGGAGCGAACGACAUCCAAGCGCAUCUCUUAUUCGGAUCCAAAGGAAUUGAUUUGCAACAAAUUUCUCAGAAACUUGAAACUUUAAGUUCUAAACGUACUUUCGAGCCUCUACAGCCUAUAGCAGACUCUGAUAUAGAGAGCUUCCUCAGAAAUGAAAGGGAAAAUGCCAUUUUAUCACUUAUUGAUGAGGUUAACAAAAAUUCCUUACAAACAACUGAAGAUCAAAAAUGGGAGCACAUGUUAUCAGAAUGGAACAGAGAAAAGAUUAAGCUUAUGAAUGCUAUGAUUGGUCCUUCACAAAACUGGCUUGAUCUAAAGCGAAACCCUGAGCCGCCAAGCAUUGCUGAUGCACCCAAGAAGUUUGGACAUUCUAUGCUGGACAACAUAGAAGCAGCUUAUGCCAGACAAGUGCAACAGUAUAAUAAGCUGGUAUUCCAGGGCUCUAAGUCUAGAACAGCCUUACAUUUGAAGUUUGCACAAGUUGCUGACGAAUUUAAUGAUUUGAAAGUUAAAGAAAUGUGGGAGAUCAUUAAGACAAUGGCCAACAUUCCAGCUUUAGUGAGAGAUGAAGAUCCUUUGAAAGCAAGAGGCAACAGCGCCAUACAACAAUGCCUUGUUGCUCAAGGAAAGAAAUAUUUGGAAAAAAGAUACAAACAAUACAUGAGCGACGUCGUGCGCGCGAACCCUGCGGCCGCCAUGCGCGGUGGCGAGCCGGGCACAUACCCUCUGGUCCGCGGCUUCGUGGGCCUCCGACUGCAGGGCCAGAACACACAGGUGCUAACUGACGGCGUCAUCGAUGAGCGCCCGCUGUGGCCGAUGGUGUACUACUGCCUUAGAAGUGGCGAUGCUAAUGCCGCCUUGCAUUGUUUGAGGAAAGCUGGUCGUGAUCAUGAAGAGUUCAUAUCUGCUCUUGAGGAGUAUAUUAAGAGUCCAGAGAAGCCACUUAGUGAUAAACUGCAGACUGCCAUCAACUUCCAGUACAGGAUACAAGUGCGCAACUCCACAGAUCCCUACAAGAGAGCCGUGUAUUGCGUCAUAGGUUGUUGUGAUCUCAGUGAUGAGCAUUAUGAAGUAGCGCGAACAGCCGACGACUACCUCUGGCUCAAACUGUCAUUUAUCAAGUCACGAGGAAACAACGAGAGUGAAACCUUCUCCUAUUCAGACCUACAGAAAAUGAUUCUUGAGGAAUAUGGUGAAACUCAUUAUCACGCAUAUGAGAAACCAGUAGUAUACUUCCAAAUGCUGACAUUGACGGGACAAUUUGAACCUGCGAUUGAAUUUCUGUCAAGGAUCCCUAGGUUCCAAGUUCAUGGUGUGCACAUGGCUUUGGCUCUUCACGAUGUCUAUAUGUUAGGCACACCACGCAACGUUCAAGCACCAUUAUUGUCCGUGGAUACCGAUGAUCCGCCACCACUACGUCGUCUAAACUUAGCUAGACUUUUGCUGUUAUACGUCAGAAAAUUCGAGCUUACAGACCCGUCUGACGCUUUACAUUAUUACUUCUUUUUAAGAAAUCUAAAAGACCCCAGUGGAAAGAAUUUGUUCAUGUGCUGCUGUACUGAUCUCGCCCUUGAGAGUCGUGACUACGAUUUGCUCUUCGGUCGCAUGGACGCCACGACUGGACUGCGCAGCACUGGACUCUUGGAUCAAUUCAACAACCCACAUAUUGAUAGUAAAGUAAUUGCUUUGAAUGUAGCAGAACAGUUAGUAAACAAAGGACUGUUUGAAGAUGCCAUAACUAUGUAUGAUAUUGCUGGGAACUUAGAGAAGGUCCUGGAGUUGUUCUGCGUGCUGCUGGCGCAGGUGGUGAACAGCGGCGGCGGCGCGGGCGGGCUGCGCCAGCGCCUGGCGCUGCUGGCCGAGCACGUCGCGCGGCGGCUGCGCUCCCCCGCGCCCGCGCCGCUGCCCGCCGCGCUGCUCGAGGCUUACACCAAGCUCUGCAAGCUCAUGACCUUCUUCGACCAGUUCCACAGCGAGAACUAUGAAGGUGCACUUGAGACGCUCCGCGAGUGCGAGCUGGUCCCGCUGAGCGCGGGCGAGCUGGAGGCGCGCGUGGCGGCGGCGCGCGCGGCCCGCGGCGAGCUGCUGCGCGCGCUGCCCGCCGUGCUGCGCGCCACGUGCAGCAUCCUGCUGGCGCAGCGCCAGCGCCUGCGCGGCGCCGCGCACGCGCAGCCACGACCCGCGCAGAACAACAAGCAAGUGGAAUGGUUGCGUGAACAAGCCGAAGUAUUAAAUACAUUCGCGGGUAACAUCGCAUACAGAAUGCCCGGCGAUACCUACAGCCAGCUAGCACAAAUGCAAAUACUGAUGCACUGAUAUGUAUUGUGAGAGAAACUUUGUUAAUUACGUAAAGAAAUAUUUUUAGUAUUAA